Messenger RNA from Triticum dicoccoides, 1168 nucleotides. Its product is annotated as protein LURP-one-related 11-like. The coding region runs from base 349 to 939 and encodes 196 amino acids. The transcript has a single exon. The record is from RefSeq and is a predicted model, not a curated record. Lineage: Eukaryota; Viridiplantae; Streptophyta; Magnoliopsida; Poales; Poaceae.
UGCACUUGCAAAUUUCAUUAACCACUAUGCCCUAGAUUGCCAUGUCAUACUAUAAACCAAGUCCAAACAAACGACAUGUCAUGCUAAAUGCCAAGUCCACAUACAUGAACCAUGUAAACGUGGCGCUAACUGAAUGCUGACUGGUACGGUGCAAAACAACUCGGGUGCAGAACUAUUCUAUACUAACGCGUGAUGUGUACAGCGCCGAUAGACUAAUUCAAACGGGCCACGUGAUAACGAACAAGGUGCAUGUAUAAAUAGGUGGAACCAGCCAUUGACGCUAAACCAUCCCAAUCAUCUCAUCUACUUCAUCGCAGCAACAGCAGAGCAAAGCAAUCUUUCUCGACAAUGGCCAAAAUCCAGCCCAUUUCUUCUUCUCCCUGCUCCACCUCUUUCUCCGGUGAACAGGAGGGCAGGCAGGCGUACACGGUGUGGAUGAAGUCGCUGCUGUUCAACGGCAAUGGUUGCGCGGUGUACGGCCCCGACGGCGUCGUCGCCUUCCGCGUCGACAACUACGGCUGCAGGGGCGGCCGCGAGGCCCUCCUCAUGGACCGUGAGGGGAACGCACUCAUCAGGAUCAGACGCAAGGGCUUCGGGACGUUCACGAGGUGGGAGGUCUGCCGGUGCGCGCAGGACGGCGGCGAGGAGGAGGCGACGCCAUGGUUCACCGUGCGGCGGGCUGAGAAGGGCGGGGCGGCCGUCGCGAUGAACGGCGGCGCGGGGACGUGUUACAGGGUCGACGGAAGCUGCGCGCGCAAGCCGGCGUACAGAGUUCGCGGCGUGGAUGGCUCCGUUGUGGCGGAGGUGGUACGGAAGCAGACGGCGGCGGGGGUGGAGCUGGGGGAGGACGUGCUGACGCUGACGGUGGCGCCCGAGGCGGAUCACCUGCUCGUCUUGGGUUUGGUCGUCGUGCGUGGUCUCAUCAACCGCUCCUUGUGAUGGAUGAAACGGCAAUCCUCUUCUUCUCGUUCAAUUCUCUCCAGGUGAUCGAUGCUUGGAACCGGUGGUGACUCUGACUCUCCUAGAGAUUUUGGCGAACAUACUGAAGUUUCUACUAGUUAGUUUGAGAGCUUUUUGCACGUGAAACAUCUAGAAACUCUUCAAAGCAUGAAACACAGUGGUUCAGCACUUUAUCAUUUCAAAGGCCAACGUUAAAAUUCAAAAAAUA